Stylophora pistillata is the source of this 2729-nucleotide messenger RNA. Its product is annotated as DENN domain-containing protein 11. Lineage: Eukaryota; Metazoa; Cnidaria; Anthozoa; Scleractinia; Pocilloporidae. The record is from RefSeq and is a predicted model, not a curated record. Gene Ontology annotation, cellular component: cytoplasm.
UAGUCCACAGGCUCCGGUGAGAGCAGAAGUCACGUCAUGAGCCAUCAUCUACUUACCCUACUCUAGUAAGGAGAUGUUCAGUUAUGGCGGAUGGAGACGAAGGAGUACUUGUUGAUUUUGAGGAAGUGCCCGAUGUUUCGUACGACCCAAGAAGCGAACUUUCAUCUUUCCCCCCAGGAGAUGAACACACAACGUCUGGUGGGAAUUUUUCCUUCCUUCUUUCCUCUGAAAGGGCCUCAAACGAACAGGAAAGAACUGUUCCAGAGUUGAUAAUCGCUGUUUACGUCGUGCACUUUGAUACAAGACGAGGAAAUGAAAUUGAAUGGAAGCAUCCUAGAUCAGUGGAUUUAACUGGUGUGGAAUUUAAAGCUUUGGCCAGUGGCUCACAUACAAUCACAAAAGACUUCAUAUACUUCAAAACCAAAGAUGGUCUUUAUGGGUUGAGUUGUUUUGAGCGUAUGGCUGUUGAUAAUGUGGCCGAGAGAGGAGCUAGAAUGAAAUCAGUAGGGAUUCUUUGUUCCAAGUACACAUCUCUUCAUGAACACAUGUCAUUCCUUGAAGAGGAAGUAAGGAGGCAGCUUGAAAACCCUGGACAUUAUGAGGAUCUUGAAAAUUAUUACAAUAGGUAUAAGAACUGUGUGCUUAGAAAUAAUUACUUUCCAUCUCCAACUCUUGAGAGGGUUCCUGGACUGGAGGAGAUACCAGUGUUACAGAUCACACAUCCAGCUGGGUGUUUCCCUCAGUUUAUCAAGUUCUUUGGGGAGCAAAUUUUUGUUCUCUGGAAAUUUGUUUUACUGCAGAAACGUAUUUUAUUCUUUUCACCUCCUCCUGUUGGGGUGGCUUGCUACAGAGUUUACUGUGCUUGUUUGUUGGCAAGCCAUGGGAUUCCAUUUGGUUUUGAAACUGGAAGCAACCCACUGUUUUUUACAAAUGUUUGUGACUUGAGUGCACUGCAUGAAGAACACAAAUACAUUGCAUGUACUACAGAAAAGAUAUUUGAGAGCAAGUUACAAGUGUAUGAUGUGUAUGUUGAUAACCAGAAUAUCAAGUGUAAACCACACUUGAGUUGGAUUGCAAACUUUAAUAAUGCAGACAGAGACAGGUUAGAAGAACUGGACUCCUUCAGGCAACAGCAGCUGUACACGGGAGGUGAAGUAACAGAUGAUGAAAAAAUGUAUACCAGGUUCUUUGUGAAUUUAAACAAUUCACUUUUCCAGACGCUUUUCGAGGUAGCUUCUACUCAAGACAGAGUUUUAACACCAGACAUGAUCCGAAACAUAGGGCUUGAUCCAAAGGGAGAUCGCCGUUUUCUGUCGGACUUGGUGGAUCUGUAUGGAAUUAAUGUCCUGAUUCCAGAACCAAAAUGCUGCCCGUUUUACACACCUUAAUGAUGACAGUUCUGUGUGCAGAUUUCUUACUCCUCAGGGAGGUCUGGUGAGAAAACUUUCAAUAGCUGUGACAUCACAACAUCGACACCUUGGAAAAAGGUUUUAGAAGACGUUCUUCGUACAUACAUACGUACAUACAUACCUACAUACUUUAUUUGUCAUGUAGGUCAGUACGAGAAGGCAGCUAAAAAGCUGAUGUGGACCUACAAAUUUAAAUAUAUCUACAACAAUUUAAAUAUUAAUGUUGACAAACUUAAGAAUUAUUUACAAUGAGUAAAAAAAAAAAAACUAUAAUACCAGUAAGAUAGUCAACAGUCAAUUGACUGUAGCGUUAAAAUAAAUAAAUAAAAGAAAAUAAUAAUAAAAAUAGCAUUAGAAUAUGUAAUUCACAAUGUCUUUGUUUAUUCCCUGUAAACCAUCAAAUAUUAUUUUAUCUAAAAUGUCAGAUUUGGCUUUAAGAGCAGAUUUAAAAGAAACAACGUUCGGUUUGCUCUUUAAGUACAUGUGUAAGUUAUUCCAUAAAAGAGACGCUCGAUGAGAGAAGGAAGAUCGAAGGAAAUUACUUCUAGGUCGUUGCACGUAUAGUUUCAGACCGUCCCUGAGAUUUCUUAACGGAGAUGUUUUAGUGAAUAGAGAGAUUAUACCAGCCGGAGCUCUAUUGUAAAAUGCCUGAUAAGUUAUAGUUGCAAUUCUCUUUUUGUAGAUGUAUGAUAAGGAUUUCCAUUUUGUCUUUGCCAGGACUUCAGUGUUGAGAGUAGAUUCCUUUAUGUUAAAAAUAAAUCUCGCUGCUCUAAUGUGAAUGUCUUCCAGGGUCUGAAGCGACUUUGAAACAAACAUGCUACGAUUGCCAGAUGGGUGCGUGAAGCAAAAUAUUCCAAUUAUAUUACAGAUAUUUGAAUCUAUUUCUUAAAUUAUCGUAGUAUCAUCUACCUUCAAAGCCCCGGUAUCUGAUCCUUUUACCUGCACAUUUUAGGGAUGAAAAUGUAGAGACUCCGUUCUUGAUGUAGUGAGGAGUUGUGAAAAGGUUUAAUUGCGCACUACAAUUGUUUUUCGCUCAACGAGCAGAAUUACAAAUUCUGUACGCCCUUACACGACAGUGGUGAAUAUUGAUUUUGGUUGCAAAGGACCUUCCUCUCAAAUAAAAUUUACAAGGUUCACCUAAAGAUAAUUUAGCCUAGUCUAUAAGGAAUAGAAAAAAUAAGUAUGUCAUGUUUUGGUGGAAGAUUUUGAAAAUUCCUCGCGGAAGAGACCAUAGAGUUUAGGAACCCCAAAGAGUGACUGACAUGUAAUUUCUCCUCACACCAUCAGCCUUGAGUCAAAUGUAAAGGUCAUGAGAAUAAA